This is a messenger RNA of Nanorana parkeri, 4306 nucleotides long. RefSeq names its product tenascin-R-like. The transcript is spliced from 22 exons. Lineage: Eukaryota; Metazoa; Chordata; Amphibia; Anura; Dicroglossidae. The record is from RefSeq and is a predicted model, not a curated record. The coding region runs from base 38 to 4093 and encodes 1351 amino acids. Gene Ontology annotation, molecular function: protein binding.
CAGGCUGUGGCACUGGUGCCCCCAGAGUGAGGAGAGGAUGGGGAGCGAGGGAGCGAGCAAUGCUUUGGGUCCUUUGCAAGUUGGUGUGCACCUCAUUGUGCUGCUUUGUAUAUUCAGACACUCAAAGUGCAAUGCUGAAGUGAAUACUGGCCAGUCCCCGGGGAUGCACAUUCCGACCAGAGGAGAAGGGAACCAGACAGAUCCAGGACCUGGUAGCAAGCAUCAACCUUUGGUUUUUAAUCACAUCUACAAUUUUAAUGUCCCUCUGGGAUUUCCCUGCACAUUGGAACCUGAAUCUCCAGAAGAAGCAAGCUGGGUAUCCCAACAAUCAGAUAACACAGCAGAUGCUGAGAGUCAGAUAACCUUUACACACAGUAUCCGAGUUCCACAGAGGUUGUGUCAGUGCUACACAGCCCCUCAUGCUGUGCAGCAUCUCCUUAGCAGAAUUGAGGCUCUGGAAAGGGAGGUGAUGCUGCUCCGAGAGCGCUGUAAUGAGAGGGGAUGCCAGGACGUAGAAGCUACAGGUCUCACGGAAUUUGCACCUCCUUGCAGUGGUCAUGGUAACUUCAGUCUGGACUCCUGCGUGUGCAGCCAAGGCUGGGGAGGAGAGAACUGUUCAGAGCCUCUGUGCCCACUAGGCUGCUCUGGGAGGGGCACCUGUAUAGAGGGCAUCUGUGUAUGUGAGCCAGACUACACCGGCGAGUGGUGCACAGACCUGCUGUGUCCAGAGGAGUGCAGCCCUCAUGGGCACUGUCAAGAUGGACAAUGCUUGUGCCAAGAGCCAUACACGGGUGUCAGCUGCAAUGAACUCCGCUGCCCAGGUGACUGCUUGGGAAAAGGACGUUGUGCCAAUGGGACCUGCGUAUGCCAAGAUGGUUAUGUCGGAGAGGAUUGCGGGCGCAUGUGGUGUGUGAAUGCCUGCAGUGGCAGAGGGCAGUGCCAGAAUGGUGUCUGUGAGUGCGAGGAGGGGUACAGUGGGCAGGACUGUUCUGAAGUUGCCCCGCCUGUGGAUUUCACAGUGACUGCUGUUGGAGAUCACUGGAUGGACCUGACAUGGCAAGGAACGUCUGCUGUGACAGAGUAUGUCAUUUCAUACCAGCCUGCAGUGCCAGUAGAGUGGGGAACUCAGCAGCGGUUACAGCAAAGGGUCCCUGGAGAUUGGAGUGCUGUCACCAUCAGAGAACUGGAGCCUGGAACAACCUACAAUAUCAGUGUCUGCUCUGUCAUCAGUGACAUCACCAGCGAACCUGCCAGCAUCACUAUGUCCACUCAUAUUUCUCCACCCAAAGGACUGCAGUUUAAAAAUGUGACUCAGACCUCGGUGGAGGUGCAGUGGGAGCCCCCUUUGUUCUCUAUUGAUGGCUGGGAAAUUAGUUUUACCCCAAAGAAUAACGAAGGUGGGCUGACUGUUCAGCUCCCCAGCAUUGUCACAUCCUAUAAUCAGACAGGACUAAAGCCCGGAGAGGAGUACACCAUCAGCAUAAUUUCACUGAAAGAGCCUGCCAGGAGUCCCCCAACUUCCGGAAGCGUAUCAACUGCCAUUGAUGGUCCCUCCAACAUCUUAGUCAGAGAUGUAUCUGACACAGUAGCCUUUGUUGAAUGGACCCCUGCAAGAGCCAGACUGGACUUCAUUCAGCUACAGUAUGGGCCAAUCAAUGGGGAAGGGGAGAAGACUACUUUCCGUCUACAACCCCCCCUGAGUCAGUACUCCAUGCAAGUCCUGCGGCCUGGCUCACAGUAUGAGGUGUCAGUAUGUGGUAUCCGUGGAGACACACGCAGCGAUCCUGUCACUACAACUUUCACUACAGAACUUGAUGCCCCCAAAAAUCUGCGUGUGAUGGGAAGAGCCUCAACAACCCUGGAACUGGAAUGGGAUAACAGCGAAGCCGAGGGAGAUGGGUACCGCGUUGUCUUUAGCACCCUUGCAGGUGAUCAGUACCAUGAACUCAGAAUACCACGUCAUCCUGGCCAGACAACAAAAGCCACACUUACGGAUUUGAUCCCAGGAACAGAAUAUGGAAUAGGAAUAUCUGCUAUUCGAGAUAAUCUCUACAGCGCCCCAGCAACAAUGAACGCACGUACUGAGUUGGACAGCCCAAGUGAUCUGAUGGUUAAUGGAUCUACAGACAAGACCAUCUCCUUAGUCUGGACCAAAGCUCAGGGCCCUAUUGACCACUACCGCAUCUCUUUUACACCAUCUUCUGGUAUGGCCUCUGAAAUCACAGUCCCCCCUGAAAUCACCCAGUAUGAUCUCACCGACCUGGAAGCAGGAACAGAAUAUACCAUUACCAUAAUCGCAGAGAGGGGGAGACAGCAGAGCCGGGAGACCACUGUAGAUGCUUUUACAGGCUUCCGGCCCAUCACACAGCUUUAUUUUUCUGGUAUAACAGCAUACAGUGUGAACGUCUCAUGGACUGACCCCUCUCCUCCAGCUGACCGCUUCAUCCUGAGUUAUACUCCCAUCGGGGGUGAUGAGCCAAUAGAACUAUCACUUGAAGCCUCAGUAAGGCAAACACGUCUCAUUGACCUGUUACCCAGCACAGAGUAUCUGGUCACCCUCCUGCCCAUCCACGGGACACUAAGAGCAGAGCUGGUGGAGGGAACAGUAACUACAGGAGUGGCACCACCCAUGGAUGUGUCUGUGAUAAAUGUAACAGAAGACAGAAUGACAGUGAUUUGGAGACCACCUCCUUCCUCACUCCACCAUUAUCGACUGUCUUACCAAUCUACUAAAGGGAGGAUGGAUAGUGUGGUGAUUGCUAAUGAUCAGACUCAAUAUUCACUCACCAAUCUACAGCCAACCACUGAAUACAGAAUAAGCCUAAGCUGCGUGUGGGGCCGUGAGGAAAGCGAGAGAGUCACCAUCACUGCACAGACAGCCUUGGAUCCUCCGCUUGGCCUGAGGGCCAGUAACAUCAGUGACUCGGGAGCUGUUUUGCUGUGGGAGCCACCAAGGGCAGACAUUGAGAGUUAUAUAAUCACACUGACACACCACACAGUUUCAGGAGAGACAAUUCUCAUUGAUGGGGACAGCCAGGAGUUUCAGCUGCAGAACCUUCUCCCUCAUACCCAUUACUCAGUCUCCUUGUCAGCCAGCAGCGGGCCUCAAGCCAGCCGGAGCUCUGGUGUCAGCUUUACCACAUUUUUGGAUCCUCCCAUAAACUUGACAGCCUCAGCGGUAUCAAGGACAAGUGCUCUGGUGUCAUGGCAGCCGCCGGUUUCUGCAACCGAAAACUAUAUUCUGACUUACAAAUCUACCAAUGGCAGCAGAAAGGAAUUGAUUGUGGAUGCAGAGGACACAUGGAUCCGCCUGGAGGGUCUGCUGGAGAGUACCGAAUACAAUGUCACUUUACUAUCAGUACUGGAUGGAGAACGAAGUGCUGUCACUCACACAGUCUUCACUACAGGAGGAAGAGUGUUUGCCUAUCCCCAGGACUGCGCUCAACAUUUAAUGAAUGGAGACACUCAAAGCGGAGUAUACACUAUUUCUAUUAAUGGUGACCAGAGUCUGAGUUUGCCUGUGUUUUGUGAUAUGACCACCGAUGGAGGAGGCUGGAUUGUAUUCCAGAGACGUCAUAAUGGGUUGACAGAUUUCUUUCGUAAGUGGUCUGACUACCGAGUUGGCUUUGGAAACUUGGAAGAUGAGUUUUGGCUGGGUCUGGACACCCUUCACCAGCUGACGUCUCAGGGCCGCUGUGAACUGAGAAUUGACAUGCGUGAUGGACAGGAAGCUGUGUAUGCCUAUUAUAACAAGUUUUAUGUGGGCGAUCCACGCAGCAUGUAUAAACUGCGCAUUGGUGACUACAAUGGAACCGCAGGUGAUUCCCUUACUUAUCACCAAGGGCGUCCAUUCUCCACCAAGGACAGAGACAAUGAUGUGGCUGUAACAAACUGUGCAUCGUCAUAUAAAGGCGCAUGGUGGUAUAAGAACUGUCACCGGACUAACCUGAAUGGAAAAUACGGAGAGACAAGACACAGUCAGGGUAUAAACUGGUAUCACUGGAAAGGACAUGAAUUUUCUAUCCCUUUUGUGGAGAUGAAGAUGAGACCAUACAGCCAUCGUACCAUGAAGAAACGCUCUCUCCAACUCUAAUCUUAGUUGACCCACCAGUCAAACACAUACUUUGCCCCAUCUAUAUAGCAUUGCCCUUUAUCACAUCACCAGCACAGUCACGUAUACCCAUUUUGUUAAGCUUAGACUAUGUCUUUCAGAUCAAUGGUGGGCAAUAUCAUAAUUCUUGAGCGCUUGUAGCACUGGAGUAAUGCAGCACUCUUUUUCAUACAGUUCACUGAGCAAGUAAAUUCU